This is a messenger RNA of Exophiala viscosa, 1474 nucleotides long. RefSeq names its product Gtr1/RagA G protein conserved region-domain-containing protein. Lineage: Eukaryota; Fungi; Ascomycota; Eurotiomycetes; Chaetothyriales; Herpotrichiellaceae. Gene Ontology annotation, molecular function: GTP binding; GTPase activity. Gene Ontology annotation, cellular component: fungal-type vacuole membrane; Gtr1-Gtr2 GTPase complex; nucleus. The record is from RefSeq and is a predicted model, not a curated record. The transcript is spliced from 2 exons. Gene Ontology annotation, biological process: negative regulation of autophagy; cellular response to starvation. The coding region runs from base 379 to 1323 and encodes 314 amino acids.
GGUCGCGCAUGCUCCGAACUCCUUUUUCGCGUCUGAGCCUAGAAUAAGCACCUGAUCUUGUUGGCAGUUCGCGGCAUCUUGAAUGACGGAUGUGGCUACAAGAGAUACCCAAGUGUUGCUCGGCCUUUCUCCCUGCGUUCCGAAUAGGAGGAGGUAGUUUGCAACCCUCACCAAGCUUCGAAAUGAUAGGACUGCUGGUAGCAACCUUGUGGGGCCCUGAUUAUAUGAUGCGCCGGAGCCAAACCCGCUACGGAGAAACAUUUGAAUCAGUGCGCAAUAGAUUCCCCAGCUUUUGGAAUUUGAGCAUCGACGACCCCGCCUGAGAUCUUACUGAAUACCUAUAACCAGGGUACCUCGCGUCUGUAAAGGCUCGACAAGAUGGACUCCCGCAAGAGGAAGAAGAAGGUCCUCUUGAUGGGCAAAAGUGGCUCUGGCAAAUCGUCUAUGAGAUCCAUCAUCUUCAGCAACUACGUCGCAAAGGAUGUUAGGCGACUCGGCGCAACUAUCGAUGUCGAGCAUAGCCAUGCUAAAUUCAUGGGCAACUUGACCCUUAAUCUCUGGGAUUGUGGAGGUCAAGAUGCCUUUAUGGACUCCUACCUCAACGCUCAGCGCGAGAAUGUCUUCUCCGACGCUGCAGUGCUCAUCUACGUAUUCGACAUCGAGUCUCGAGCCGUCGACCAGGAUCUCGAGACCUACAGCCAAGUCAUAAAAGCUUUGAAAGAGUUCAGCCCAAGCGCCCAUGUCUUCUGCUUGAUACACAAAAUGGAUCUGGUUCAGAACGAGCACCGCGAAAGAAUAUAUGAAGAAAGAUGCCGCUUAAUCACCGCUCGAUCCGAAGGACUUAGCUUGGAGACUUUCGCCAGCAGUAUCUGGGAUCAGACAUUGUACAAAGCCUGGGCCGGGAUAGUGCACAAGAUGAUUCCAAAUCUGGUGGUGAUUGAAAGGUUUCUGCAAGCUUUCGCAAAACAGUUACAAGCGGAAGAGAUUGUCUUGUUUGAGCGGUCGACGUUCCUGACCGUCACGAACGUUGUGACUGCCUAUGGUGAGGACAACCCAAACCACGACCGGCACGAGCGUAUUUCGAAUAUUAUGAAGAGCUAUAAACAUACUGUCGCCAGGAACACGAGGACGACUUCUGCGAGUGCGGGCUUCCUGCUAUUCAAGGUUCAGACACCACGAUUCAACUGCUUUCUCGCACGGUUCACCGAAAACACGUAUAUCUUUGUGGUCAUUCCACCUGGAGAAGCUGCUUUUAACUGUGCAGUAUUGAACACCAUGAUGGCGAGAGAUGUGUUCAGCAAGAAAACUGGCGUCGAAGGUUGAACACGAUAUAUACACUCGAUAUCAGAUUUGAGUCACUUCCGGAGCAAAGAGGGUGACCGCGUUUGUCCCCGCGGAAGACUUGGGCCCGAAUGCCGUGGUAGAUGUUAUGGUUGGUUGGAUGGUGGCCGACCAGAAAAAAAAUGCCUGGGUC